GCGCGUAGUCGGCGCAAGCCCAGUGGGGACUGGCGUGGGCGCCUGAUGCCGGCGGCUCCUCACGCGGGCGGGAUGAUGCAGGGGGAACAGAGUCCAGCUACUUCCCUCAUUGACAGAACCAUCAAGAUGAGGAAAGAGACUGAAGCCAGGAAAGUGGUUUUGGCUUGGGGACUCCUUAAUGUGUCAGUUGCAGGCAUGAUUUAUACUGAAAUGACUGGAAAACUGAUAAGUUCAUAUUAUAACAUUACAUACUGGCCACUGUGGUAUAUUGAACUUGCACUUGCAUCUUUGUUCAGUCUGAAUGCCUUAUUUGAUUUCUGGAGGUAUUUCAAAUACACGGUGGCACCAACUAGCUUAGUUAUGAGUCCUGGACAGCAGACCCUUCUUGGGCUUCAGAAUGCAUCAGUACAAACAACUCCGCCUCGUGAGCUAGUGACAAAGAAAGUCCCUUCUUCAACACCUUCUCCUCCAAUCCUGGGUCAGAGCGUGCUGAGUUACAGCCCAUCCCGCUCACCUAAUACCAGCCCAAAGUUUGCCACUGGUUGCAUGACUGGGUACAGCCCUCAGCUACAGGCUUUGUCAGGCAGCAGCGGUUCUUAUAGCACUGCUGUGACCUACUCACCAAACAGCAGCUACAGUAAGGUAUCCAGCUUUAAUCCCUCUCCUGGUAGCUCACCAUACCCCACCAGCAUUGGACCAGUGGAAAGCAGCGGGCUGAGGUCUCGGUACCGUUCUUCGCCAACUGUGUAUAACUCCCCUAUUGGCAAAGAAGACUAUAUGACAGACCUAAAGUCCUUGGACAGCUUCCUUCAAAGUGAAGAAGAGAAGCAACAUCGAGUUCAGCUGGGGAGUUCAGAUUCCAGUUCUCCUUCCAGCAGUCCGACUCUUUGGAACUACAGCCGUUCCAUGGGAGACUACGCACAGAUGCUGAGGAAGUUCCAGUACCAGCUGGCCUGCAGGUCCCAAGUCCCAUCAGCACACAAAGAUGAAGCUGAUCUGAGCUCUAAGCAAGCUGCGGAAGAGGUUUGGUUGAGGGUGAUAAUGAAUCGACAACUACUCAAUCAUGUGGACUCAUGGACAGCUAAGUUCAGAAAUUGGAUUAACGAGACUAUUUUAGUGCCACUUGUGCAAGAGAUUGAUUCUGUGAGCACUCAGCUGAGAAGAAUGGGGUGUCCAGAGUUGCAGAUUGGAGAAGCCAGUAUUAGCAGUCUGAAACAAGCCGCUCUUGUUAAAGCUCCACUCAUCCCCACACUGAACACUAUAGUGCAGUACCUGGACCUUACACCAAACCAGGAAUAUUUGGUUGAAAGGAUCAAAGAACUUUCUCAGGGAGGAUGCAUGAGCUCAUUCCGAUGGAACAGAGGAGGGGACUUCAAGGGCCGUAAAUGGGAUACUGAUUUGCCCACUGAUUCUGCUAUCAUUAUGCAUGUGUUCUGCACUUACCUUGACUCCAGGCUGCCUCCUCACCCAAAAUAUCCUGAUGGCAAAACAUUUACCUCGCAACACUUCAUUCAAACACCAGAUAAGCCAGAUGUUUCAAAUGAGAAUGUGAUUUGCAUCCACCAGAGCACCAUCAACCCUCCCCACUAUGAGCUUAUCUACCAGUGCCAAGUCUACAAUCUGCCCAAGGGCAGAAACAACAUGUUCCAUACCUUGCUUAUGUUCCUGUGCAUCAUAAAGACAAAAGAAUCUGGGAUGCUCGGGCGAGUAAAUCUUGGCUUAUCAGGAGUGAAUGUUCUGUGGAUCUUGGGAGACUAG
Messenger RNA from Emys orbicularis (European pond turtle), 1758 nucleotides. It is a transcript of the gene TMEM209, whose product is annotated as transmembrane protein 209. The transcript is spliced from 15 exons. Gene Ontology annotation, cellular component: membrane. NCBI's taxonomy places the organism in Eukaryota, Metazoa, Chordata, Testudines, Emydidae. The record is from RefSeq and is a predicted model, not a curated record. The coding region runs from base 46 to 1758 and encodes 570 amino acids.